ACCUUGUGUUUUCGAAGAUUCAAAAUCCGAGAGGGAAGCCCUUCUGUCCCAACACGUGUUCUGGCUAGGUAGGACGUACCGCUUUUCAUCUCUCUUCGGCUGGUUGUUUUGUUUGACAUUCCCCGUUUGGGGGAAAGGGGCAUGUGUUUCAAGCAAAGGUGGAGCGAUGGCCUUUGGAAACACAACCCACAAGUCUGUGAGGAAGCUGCGUCUUAACCUCUCCCUCUCUGCGUGUUAGAUCUAUUAGCCUUAUUAGAGCCAUUCAUCUCCCCGGCUGAAGGGCGUUUUGGAACUACUGCAGAAGCCGCGUUUUUCUUUUGGCGAGCACUCGACGAGCUGUAGGCUCGCCUAAGGCAAGAGAAGGCGGGCCGCGGGAGGAAGCACGAGCAUGAACAGGUCGCCACACGUUAGCAAAAACGUAGCAGACAGAGGGAACGAACACCUGGGAGGCGCCAGAAGCUGUGUGGUCGCGCUCCUCCACUUUUGUCCACAGUGGCGGCUAACAAACUAUGUUUCUGCCUCUCCUAAGCUCCGGCUUUUUAUUGUAGUUUCCCGCCUCCCAAGUUGCACAAGGCAGCGUCAGGUGUCGUGCUGGAACGGGCAGUGCGCCUGUGCGGCAAGUAUUAUUAUCAGCUACGGUGCCUCACCGAGGCAGCAAGAGAGAAAAGUAAGCCGCAGCUACUGCACUGGAGGAGGAAAAUGGCGGAGCCGGGACCAACGCGGACGUCUCCCUUAUACCCACGCGCGUCAGGUACGGUUGAAGUGUGUGAGUCCUGCUGUAGAUGGAUUUCUGAAAACUGACGAAAGACAAAGACUGGCAAGGGAAAGAAGAGAAGAAAGAGAAAAAUAUCUUGCUGCCAGGGAACAGCAAAUCUUGGAAAAAGAAAGGAGAGCAAAGCUUCAGUACAAAAAGCAAAUAGAAGAACGAUGGAGGAAGCUGGAGGAGCAGAGGCAGAGGGAGGAACAAAAAAGGGCAGCUGUUGAAGAAAAGAGAAGACAGAAGCUCAGAGAAGAAGAGGAACGCUUAGAGGCUAUGAUGCGGCGAUCCAUGGAACGAAGUCAGCAGCUAGAGCAGAAACAGAAGAGAUGGUCAUGGGGAGGAGCACUGGCUGCAAGCUCAGGCGACAGAGAUGGUGAAUCAGAAAAUACCCCACCCCCUCUAGGUUUAGCUGCCAACACCCUUCUUCCAGACUCUGUGGCCUCAACUGCUGCUGUCGAUUCCUCCAAUGCAUGUGACAAACUUUCAGCUUCUACAAUGAAUCUGCCAAAGCAAAUGGAGUUGCCUAUCAAUAAGCGUCUCUCCUACUCCACAGCAACAAUAACAUGUUCCCCUGACAGAGCUCAUCGCAUGCAUCUUAGUCCAAUGGAAAAUUUUAUUAUUUCUCGGCUAUUGACACCCACACAAGCUUCUUUAGCCAGAAGCAGAAGUACAUUAAUGCUUUCUGAGCAAUACAAAGAUCCAGUAUUCCAUAUCUGUCCUCGUGUAGCACCAGCUAGCCCUCUUAAAUCUCCUUACAAGCCUUCCCCCACUCGAAGUGUGGAGAGAAAAAAGGCAGCUUCUGCUUCCACAUCUGAUGCAAUGAGAGGCGCAUCUGCAGCUGAGGUGUCUCAGACUGAGAAGAAAAAGAAAGAGAAGCGGCCUACAACACCUGGCACAUCAUCUGGUUUGGGAUCUCCUCUUAGAAGAUCUGAUUCUCCAGCGUCCAUGUCUAAGCUAUCAGGUUCACCUGCAACUCCUAAAACAAUCACAAAGAGUUACCCUCAGUCUCCCAAGACUACUAAACAGUAUCCAGCUUCUCCUGUGAAAUACCGUGCCAGUUCAAAUCUCAGCCAAGAAACACCUAAGAAAAAGGCAGAAAAGCAUAAAGACAAUCAAAGGGAGACUAUUAGCCAGAAAAGUCAAGCAACACCUGCUGAAGAGGCUGUAAGCCAACCUUUUGCUGAAAAAUCUCUGUCUUCUAUAGGAAAGACUGAAGGCAAUGAAGGAAAACUUGCAGCAGGGACUACUGAUGCUGAAGAAGCUACAAGAAUUUUAGCAGAGAAGAGACGUCAGGCUCGUCUCCAGAAAGAACAAAAUGAAAAAGAAAGGCAGGAAAGAGAGGAACAUGAAAGGCUAGAGAGAGAAGAGCUGAAAAGAAAGGCAGAAGAAGAGAGGAUUCGGUUGGAAGAAGAGGCCCUCAGGAGAGAAGAGAAAAGGCGACGUGAAGAAGAAGAGGCUAGGAGAACAGCAGAAGAGGAAGCUAGGAGGAGAGCUGAAGAAGAAAGCAUGCUAAGGGAAAGGCAAGAAAAGGAAUUGAAAGCUGUGAUCGCUUUGCAGAAAGAAGCAGCAGAAGCAAAGGCCCGGGAGGCGGCUGAACAUCUGCGUCUGGAAAGGGAACAAAUUAUGCAGCAGAUAGAGCAAGAAAGACUGGAGAGAAAGAAGAGAAUAGAUGAAAUAAUGAAAAGGACAAGAAAAAGCGACACACCAGAAAUCAAGAAGGAAGAAAUUCAGCCAGAUGUGCCAUCAUCUCUAAAUGUGGACAAACAGCCAAAGCCACCGGCUGUCAGUCAAGCAGAAAUGAAUGGACUGGUGCAGUGCAAAGAUGAUAAAGACCUAGGAUGUGCUGUGUCUGACUCUUUCCAUCAUGAUGUAUUUUCUAAUGGAUUUAAGCCGCUUAUGGGCCUUAUUCAACUGAACCAAAUGGAUGGGAAAUCAAACAGCAUCGAUGAUUCAACAGAUGAAGUUCAGUCUAUGGAUGUGAGUCCUGCUUCAAAAGAAGAACUUAUAUCUAUCCCUGAGUUUUCACCAUUGAAUGAAAUUAUGCCUGGUGUUUCUUUGGACCAAAAUGGAUCAAAUAAUGGGAAGGCUCUUCAAGAUCUACUAGAUUUUACUGGCCAGGCCACGUACCCCAAAUUAUCAAGUGAAAGUGUUAGCAUAGAUGACUGUAAUAAAAACUUGAUUGAUGGAUUUAAUAGUCCGGGGCAGGAGACAACUCUCAACACCUUGUGUUGACAAACAUGCUGCUACGUAGCAAUAAGAUGACAUUAUUUGGGAGACUAAAGACACUUCCAACACUGUUGUUGGUAAACAAGAGCUUAUCGUUGUAAGAAGCUGCUGCAGUCCUCAACACUGAAUACCAUGUUCCUCUGCACUGAAUUUAAUGUCUUCCUAUGUGCAUUGUUCAGCAAUUAGUCAGUUGGGUCGAGAGUGGAAACUUCAGAUUAAGUGAUUUCAGGGAACAUUUAUGGGAGCUUUUUUUUAGAAUUUGAGCUUUAGCUGCUAAGAAAACAUGGUUAUUAAAUAUAUGUAUGUAUAUAUCUUAGUGGGCUCCCAAGUGAGUCAGUCCAUUUAUUUUAAAACCAUUAUUUUAAUUUUAUAAUUGAACUAUCAAAAUGCACAUUGGAAUUAAACAGCAGUCCCUGUGUUUGCCAUGUGAUGUCUUUUGGGUGUUUUUUUUUUCCUGUGGGAAAAGGUUGUUUUUUAAAUGCCAUUUAUUAUAUUUAAUUGCAAAUCAAGAACUGAGAAUGCUUGAAAAAAAUAUGCUUACUGCUGGAAUCCAUGAGGCUUUCUUGCAGGCAGUGGAGCAUUAUAGUUAUUCCUAAUUAAAGUAUGGCACAUAACCAUUUUACUUGUACUACUUUGAUCUGUCAGUAAUUGCGUUGGCACUGAAUUGGAGCUACCACUAAUACAGUGCUCAAAUGAAAUUAGUAAGUUCUUAUCACAACGUACUUAAUUUUAACUGGAAAAAAGGAUUGAUACCAUUAGUCAUGUGUAUUGUAUUAUUGUAGAAGUAACUGUAUCAUGGGGUAUAGAAUGACGAUAUGUUAAUGUUCAAGAUUCAAUGUCUGCUAUCAAUACUAGGUGGCUUUCAUUCAUGGGAUUCGUUAAUAUCCUACAACUCAGCAUCAUAUAAUCCAUAGCAAACAAUAUAUAGACAUGGGCAACAAGAUAUUAUAAGGCAUAACCAUGAGUGCUGAAAGUUGUACUCAUGCAACACAAUAGUCUCUUGGCCUCUCGCACUCUGCAAGCAUAUAUGAAGAAAGCUCUUACUCUUACUGAGAUUACAUAGGUGUUACAUAUGUUGUUUGAAGGGCAUGAUUCAGCCAGUUGAGCAUUUUGAGAUUCAUUGAUUUCAAUGGGCAGGUUAAGCACUUAAAUUUUUCUAAUUUGAAAUCAAUGGGACUUAAAAGUGUAUUUAAUUUAAUCUGGGUUGUGCACAAGGAAUUUCAACUCUUGGUGCGAACUCUUAACUUUUGUACUGUGUUUUAUGCUGCCUAGAGGACAAUUCUGUCCCAUUCGUUACACCAACAAAAAAUACAAUUAUGUUGAAGCUAAUGAAACUGGAAACUUUUAUAUAUAGGGAGUGUCAAAAUGUAAUGUAACUCUGUUCUUGUGACUCUAAAAGUGGCACCUAUUGAGAAUUAAAAUUAGUUAUUGAAACUAUGUGAUAAUAUACCCAAAUGCUUACAAUGUUUUAUGUUGAUGUCAUUCAGCAAAAAAUACCUCCUUGGUGACUGUGCAGUAUGUAGUAGCAUGGUACAGUGUUCUUCCAAGUUAAUUCUGCCGUUUUCCUCCUAAACAAUAAAGAAAAUUAUCGUAUUUGGCUGUGA
Molecule: messenger RNA, 4590 nt
Organism: Rhineura floridana
Lineage: Eukaryota; Metazoa; Chordata; Lepidosauria; Squamata; Rhineuridae
Gene: MAP7D2
Product: MAP7 domain containing 2
Exons: 18
Coding region: 389-2992 (867 amino acids)
Biological process (GO): microtubule cytoskeleton organization
Cellular component (GO): microtubule cytoskeleton
Source: RefSeq, a predicted model, not a curated record